AUGCGAAGUCUCCCAAUACGCUUUGUGAAGAUAUGCAGUAUUCUCGCAAUAAUCAUUUACCUUUCUCGAUUGCUCACAAGAGAGAACGCUUCGAGCUACUCUGCGGGAUUCAAUGCGGGCCAUAUUCCUGCAAAGGCAACUACAACACAAUGUACCAAGCCUCACGACGCUACAAAGCCUUUAGAUCAGUACACGGUUAUGAUCGACGCAGGAGGUACAGGGAGUCGUGUUCACGUCUACAAAUUCAAUAACCGCGGACCAACACCGGAGCUAGAAAACGAAGACUUGAAAAUCACUAAGAAGCUAGGAAGGUCUAGUUUAGGCUCUUAUACAGACGCAGAGGAAACUGCGGAAAGACUCGAUCCGCUUAUACAGUCUGCUCAAUCUUCCGUACCAGAAGAUCUUCUAUCAUGCAAAGAUGUUGUCCGGACUCUUCUACGAGAAUGGAGGAUUGGUUUGAAUGUCUUCAUGAAGAACCGGGUUUUCGCGGAUCAUAUCGAGGCAAUUCGAGGCAAUUCGAGGCAAUUCCGAGGCAAUUCCGUAAGCUCGAAGGGUGUUGAGUGUUUCAUUUAA
Molecule: messenger RNA, 573 nt
Organism: Cladophialophora bantiana CBS 173.52
Lineage: Eukaryota; Fungi; Ascomycota; Eurotiomycetes; Chaetothyriales; Herpotrichiellaceae
Exons: 1
Coding region: 1-573 (190 amino acids)
Biological process (GO): protein N-linked glycosylation; nucleoside diphosphate catabolic process
Cellular component (GO): membrane; Golgi apparatus
Molecular function (GO): GDP phosphatase activity; UDP phosphatase activity
Source: RefSeq, a predicted model, not a curated record